Neoarius graeffei (lesser salmon catfish) is the source of this 2436-nucleotide messenger RNA. RefSeq lists its product as uncharacterized. The coding region runs from base 133 to 1107 and encodes 324 amino acids. The record is from RefSeq and is a predicted model, not a curated record. The transcript has 5 exons. NCBI's taxonomy places the organism in Eukaryota, Metazoa, Chordata, Actinopteri, Siluriformes, Ariidae.
GAGCUAGGCAGUUUGACAACCACUUCCGCUUGUUUUCUUCGCAAGUCUUUGUCUUAUGUGUUUACCAAAAAGAAGAGUUUGGGUGUCGUAAAGUCGCGUUUUGUUAGUUGCUUAGCUCGUGUAAAUACAGCGAUGGAAGGCAGUAACGGUAAGAGCUCGAGCUGGGCGAUGGAGCGGCGAGUGGAGGGGCUGGUGAACAAACACAUGGCAGACAUGGCACUGGAGACACUUCAGCAGCGACUCUCCGCUGUGUCCCAGGAAAUGAACCAUCUGUCUGCGGAAAUAUCCAGACGAGAAGACUCGAAGCGUGUGGAGGAUUUACCGCGGCGGAGCGACUCGCACUUCAUCGCCGGCUCCCUCCCGGAGUCUUAUAACGAAGAGCUAGUGGAGGAAAAAAAGUUGAUGGCAAACACAUCCUCCUCCUCCUCCUCAGCAGAUGGGGAUUCUUCAAAAAGUGAUCGGAGCACAGAGUGGCGUAUUUACCCGGCUGCCAACCCUCUUGCUUCACGCGCACAAUCCACUCUCUCUGCCUCUUCUCCUCUUUUGGAAAAAGAAGCUGCAGCUCAGAGAAAAAUCAUAUCACUCCUGCUGGAGAUAAAAGAAGAACAACAGAGGCAGUGGGCUGUGCUUAAAGACCUGCAAGCCAUGAUUCAAGGACACAUGUGUGAGGAGGAUGUUGAAACUCUGGAUAUAGAUCUACCACUACAGACAAUGGAACAGCUUGAUGAAACAGAGAAAUAUUUGGAGAAUGAUGGCGCACAGAAGAGAAUGGUGUCUCAUCUCUCCCGGAUGGGUGGUGCAACAGUGGAUGAUGCAGUUCGACGCCUGAUGCAGGCAGUUCUGUCUUUUAGCGUCGGUUCUGAGCUGAACUGGGUUGGUCGAGGACAAAAAAGGAGUUUCAGAAAUACCAGACUGCAAGGUGUUUUGUUCCGUGCGUUAAAGAAGACUCCUGUAGGAAAGGAGGCCACACACCAUCAAUUUGCAGAUGUAGUAAAAAAGUGGCUGAGAUUUGCUCCAUUCAGACAAGGAGGCAGCGGUCGGAGACAGCAUUACAAACCUCCUGUAGAAUUCAUGUGCCCUAAGUAUCAUACUGAUACAGAAGGGUGACAACAGUGUCUUAUUGUUCAUAAUCCUGUUUCAACACAAUUCAAAGUAAAAUUCCAAUUAAGAAACACAUUUUCAUGUUUUUUUGUUUUUGUUUUUUAUUUUUUUUUUAAUGAGAUUUCUAAAGUAAGAUACAGCAGGAAAGUGACCUUCAAUAUGUUUGGGUUACCUUAAUCAUGAAUUAUGAAGUAUUGUAAUAUCUUCACUGUUGAGUAUCAUUAUUUACAUAUUAGUUUGAAGACUAGUAUUCUGGCCUUACUUAGUCGCCUGUAUUCCUAUCGGUAACGCAGUGUAAAGCUGGGCAUACACUGUGCGAUUUUUUUCAAUCGCGGUAUUCAGCUGCUGCUCACACUGUAUGAGUGAAUCGCAGGGGUAAACAGCACGUAGCUUACGAUUCCUGUUCUCAUACGAUACGAUGCUCGGAUACGAUCCGAUGCUCGGAUGCGAUGCUCAGGAUUUCAAACAGGUUUGAUUUUCAUCCGAUCGAUCGGGAGGAGGUCGUGAGGUGUUAAUCGCUUGUCGUUACCCCAUGUAUACUACACGAUCCGAGACGCACGAUUGAGCCAAAACUCGGCCCGAUCUCCAAAAUAGUCGCACGAGUGAAAAUUGUGUCAAAAUCGGGCCAAAAAUCGCACAGUGUAUGCCCAGCUUAAUGUAAUGUUUUUUUAGGAGUUAUUCAUAAGGUUGGGACUUAAAAUCAUGCUUGACCAGAUGUCUACACAUUAUAAGUGCCUUUCUGAAAAUAGACAGUGCAAUAAACUGUCCAGUGCAUCAUUCUGUGUGAUAUCAAAUGACCACAGAAGAGCAAAAUCAUCCAAAAACAGCAUAGAACGUUAUUUAUCUCCUUUAAACAUCAGAACGAACAGAAACUUGAGUCGCUGAUUUCCAUUAGAUUUUCUGUUGUCCUAAUCCAUGUGCAUCUCAUUACAGGAGGUCAUCUGGCUCUGCGCACUACUUUAGAAGCAGACUCUUUUUUUCUUUUUUUUUAAUUUAUAAAAUGUUUUUUUUAAGAAACCUUAGGUAGUUUUUAAGAAAAAUUCCAAGUCAAUUGCAUAUGAAUAUUCAGGAAGAUUUGAGGCCGUGGUUAAUCUCCUGAAUGAAUGUUUCUAGCUAUCUCUGGAAUGGAUAUUAUAUACCUUAAUUGUACUGUGGAGUUAUUCAGUAUGAAUGAUAAUCUGAUCACACUAAGAUUGGGAAAAUCUUAUGGAGCACUUCAUCACUGUAUGGAAAGGAGCAUUAUAUGGUUACUUGUACUUUUCAUCUACUUUAUUUUAAAGCAAGCAGUUAAUGGUUGCACAUUUGGUUAUGCAUUUUACUUGAUUAAAAAAAUCA